AUGUCUCGUAUACUCAUGGUGGCCGCCGUUUCUUGCCUGCCAUACCUCACGCCUGAGAACCUGCGGUGCUGGUGGUGCAUCCCAAGUGGCGGCCUGCAGACGGAGUGGGAACGGGGUGGGUGGUGUGGACGUGCAGAGUUGGUCGUGGUCGCCACAAGUGUCACUAAAAUCACAGAUAUGUAUUGUGAUGAGACAGAAGAUGCUGAACUGAAUGUUCCUAGAACAGUUCGACCUCCAUCUGUGGUGGAAACUAGUGCAGAGUUGGUCGUGGUCCCCACAAGUGUCGCUAAAAUCACAGAUAUGUAUUGUGAUGAGACAGAAGAUGCUGAACUGAAUGUUCCUAGAACAGUUCGACCUCCAUCUGUGGUGGAAACUAGUGCAGAGUUGGUCGUGGUCCCCACAAGUGUCGCUAAAAUCACAGAUAUGUAUUGUGAUGAGACAGGAGAUGCUGAACUGAAUGUUCCUAGAACAGUUGACCUCCAUCUGUGGUGGAAACUAGUGCAGAGUUGGUCGUGGUCGCCACAAGUGUCGGCCUCAGGCUAUUGUAAUGUCUGCAGCAGUCUUCAGCAUCCUGACAAGGACACAGGACAACAAUGCCGAGUGAUGGAUCAGCUGAUAGUAGAUCUACAGCUGCUGGAUAUAUUGCUUCAUCCUUCUCAUAUCCCGUACAGUCGUGAUACCAGUGUGCUCUAUGGUCUGCUCUGCUAUGAGUAUACUCCAUGGUGUGGUAGACCGUACUCUAUGUACCCAUCUCCCGCCAGAUCUCGCACAGUCGUGAUACUAGUGUGCUCUAUGGUCUGCUCUGCUAUGAGUAUAUUCCAUGGUGUGCUAGAUUGUACUCUAUGUACCCAUCUCCUGCCAGAUCUAUCAAAGUCAACGUACUCUAUGUACCCAUCUCCCGCCAGAUCUCACACAGUCGAGAUACUAGUGUACUCUAUUAUCUCACACAGUCGUGAUACUUGUGUGCUCUAUGGUCUGCUCUGCUAUGAGUAUACUCCAUGGUGUGGUAGACUGUACUCUAUGUACCCAUCUCCCGCCAGAUCUCGCACAGUCGUGAUCUCUGAUGUUAUCCGGCUCUACGUGCUCCAGCCGCUAUCUCUCCAUCUCCGAUGCCCUACUAAUGAGGUAUAUUCACGUCAUCAACUGGCCACUAGAAGACAGGAACCUGGAGAAAAUAUUGAUCAGUAUCUUCGAAAACUAAAAGAACUUAGUAAAGCAUGCAACUUUAAAUCUGUCACUGCUAAUGAAAAUCGCAACGAGUACAUAAGAGACGCUUUCAUUCGAGGACUAAUAUCACAGUCCAUUCGACAAAGACUUCUUGAAAAUCUAACUUUGACUCUUGAAGAAGCUUAUAAUCAAGCCAUUACCUUGGAAUCAGCUGAAAAUCAGGCGGUUUCAUAUAUUUCAAGCCCUUGUAACUCUAUAUCUCAGUCAACUCCUAAAGAUGUUGAUGUUACUGAUACAAAUGUUUCUCAGGCAGCUUCUGAUUCGUCUUCACACCAAUUAUCCUCGAUAAGAAGAGAAAAAUGUUUCUUUUGUGGACGGCCACGACACUCUCGAGCCAACUGUCCUGCCAAAGACUCAGUUUGUAAUAUUUGUGACAAGAAAGGCCAUUGGGCAACAGUUUGCAAUUCUCGCAACCAAAGUAGGACAUUUAAGGGUAAAACAACUCAAAGUGAUAAGACAGAAAUAAACUCAAUGUCUUCUUCUCUUGUUGCUGCCUCACAAAAAUGUCUUUCAAAAGCUACAGUGUCACUGAUGUUAAACGGCAAACCAGUAGAUGCACUCAUUGAUACUGGGAGUUCCGACAGUUUUAUAUCUGAAGCUACUGUGAAAAGAUUCAAUAUUUCUAAAUACCCAACAAAGCAUGAAAUAUCGAUGGCAUCAACAAGUCAUGUUUCAUCAACUCUUGGCCACUGUAUUGUUGACAUGGUGUGCGAUGGCCACGAAUACCCACUGACAAAGCUGCUCAUCUUAACUGAUUUAUGUGCCGAUGUUGUAAUUGGACAUGACAUCCUUCGGCAACAUUCUGCUGUGGAGCUGAAUUUCGGUGGUAAACGCCCACCCUUCAAUGUUUGCAAUCUACUUAGGGCUAAAGUAUCACCACCACCACUGUUUGAUAAUCUAACUAAUGACGUCAAGCCUGUAGCCAUCAAGUCCCGCCGCUACUCUGAAGAUGAUAGUAAGUUCAUAAAAAGUGAAGUAAGUAGGCUUAUAUCAGAAGGAAUAAUUGAACCGAGUAAAUCACCUUGGAGAGCACAAGUGAUUGUGGUCAACAAUGGGCACAAGAGACGUCUCUGUAUUGACUACUCUCAAACCAUCAACAAAUUCACACAGCUUGAUGCCUACCCUCUACCUCACAUUGAAUCAUUUGUCUCUAAGCUUGCUCAAUACAAAGUGUUCAGUACAAUCGAUCUAAAGGAGGCAUAUCACCAAAUACCUAUUCGGAAUGAAGAUAAACCAUUCACUGCAUUUGAAGCUAAUGGGAGACUUUACCAAUACACUCGAAUUCCUUUCGGCGUAACUAAUGGUGUGGCGUGUUUUCAAAGAACUAUUGAUCAGAUUAUAGAAAAUGAAAAUCUACUAGACACGUUUGCUUAUCUGGACGAUGUAACUAUUUGUGGUCGUAGCCAAGCAGAACACGAUCAAAACCUACAGAGAUUCAUGGAAGCAACUAAAAAGUAUAAUCUUACCCUGAACAAAGAAAAAUCUAAGUUUUCGUUGACCAGCAUUCCAGUUCUGGGGUACAUUGUAGAAAACAUGUCCAUGCGUCCUGAUCCUGACCGCCUGCAAUCACUCUUGAAUUUCCCCGUUCCAACUGAUAAUGCAAGCCUUAAAAGAGCUCUUGGCAUGUUGUCCUAUUACGCAAAGUGGAUUCCUAAAUUCUCUGAAAAGGUUCAUUGCCUUACUACAGUCAAAUCAUUCCCAGUAGGCAGUAAAGAAGUAUUGGCCUUUAAGACAUUAAAAGAAGAAAUAGCGAACUCCAGCAUGUCUGCAGUUGAAGAGAAUAUUCCAUUUACUGUAGAAACAGAUGCAUCUGAAUCAGCUAUAGCGGCUACCCUUUCACAAGCUGGAAGGCCAAUAUGUUUCUUUUCAAGAACCCUAACUAAGAGUGAACAACAUCUACCUGCUGUGGAAAAAGAGGCCCUCGCAAUAUUCGAUUCAAUACAGAAAUGGAGGCAUUUCCUGAUUGGAAGACGGUUUAAAUUAAUUACAGACCAGAAAUCUGUGUCAUAUAUGUUCAAUCAGAAACACGCGGGAAAGGUUAAGAACAACAAGAUUUUAAAGUGGCGAUUGGAACUAGCACCUUUCUCUUAUGACAUAGUGUACCGUUCUGGCAAGGAAAACGUAGUAGCAGAUGCAUUUUCACGAGUUUCAUCUUCCAUCUCUUGUAGAGAUUUCGAAAAACUCCGUAGAAUUCAUUGUGACAUUGGGCAUCCUGGAAUAGUACGGAUGGUUCAUUUCUUAAAAAGUAAAAAUCUCCCUUACUCUAUCGAAGAUGUCAGGCGAAUGACCGCUUCAUGCUCUGUUUGUGCGGAAGUGAAACCUCGGUUCUACCAAAAAACCCCAUCAACACUCAUCCAUGCAAUGGCUCCUUUCGAGAGACUUAACAUUGAUUUUAAGGGGCCAAUACCAUCUGUGACAAGGAAUAAAUACAUACUCACGGUUGUUGAUGAGUUUUCAAGAUAUCCGUUUGCUAUUCCUUGCUCGGACACAUCAGCAUCUUCUGUCAUCAAAGCACUUACAUCAAUCUUCACCAUCUUUGGUAUGCCUGCUUUUGUCCACUCCGACCAAGGUUCUGCUUUCAUGUCAAAAGAACUGAGUGAUUUCUUACACUCUAAAGGAAUCGCCACUAGCCGAUCUUCACCUUAUAACCCUCGAGGUAAUUCUCAAGCUGAGCGAUAUAAUGGAACGAUUUGGAAGACUGUAUCUCUUGUUCUGAGAAACAAGGGACUGAAGACAGAACAGUGGGAGUAUGUUUUGCCAGAAGCUUUGCAUUGUAUACGCUCGUUACUAUGUACAGCUACGAAUGAGACCCCACAUGAACGACUUUUCAAACACCAGAGACGAUCAUUUUAUGGCACCUCUCAACCUCAAUGGCUCAUGAAUCCAGGACCAGUAUUAGUGAGAAGGCAUGUAAGAAAUAACAAAUAUGAACCUUUAGUGGAACAAGCUCAGCUGAUAGAGGCUAAUCCAGACUAUGCUCGCAUCAAGUAUAGAGAUGGUAGAGAGGCUCUGGUAUCGGUGCGACAUCUCGCUGUUCCUCCUGAAGCUAUCCAACAAGAGGAUGAGCCAGUGACUUCGGAAAAUCCCAGUCAAGAACUAGAUCCUGCUCUUCAAGACCUGAGACGUGAAUCAAAUCUGCUUCAACCUGAAAUUGGGAACUCUAUUCAGUCUGAAAUCGAAACAUCCCCUCUGCAUGAGACCGUGACCCCUACUUCUGUGAGGGAUAACGAAGAAACAAACCUGCGUCGUUCCACUAGAGUCCGAAGACCUCCCACCUAUCUAAGGGAUUACAUUUAA
Macrosteles quadrilineatus (aster leafhopper) is the source of this 4524-nucleotide messenger RNA. RefSeq lists its product as uncharacterized. Gene Ontology annotation, biological process: DNA integration; proteolysis. The transcript is spliced from 8 exons. NCBI's taxonomy places the organism in Eukaryota, Metazoa, Arthropoda, Insecta, Hemiptera, Cicadellidae. The coding region runs from base 1 to 4524 and encodes 1507 amino acids. Gene Ontology annotation, molecular function: aspartic-type endopeptidase activity; nucleic acid binding; zinc ion binding. The record is from RefSeq and is a predicted model, not a curated record.